Fusarium proliferatum ET1 is the source of this 693-nucleotide messenger RNA. RefSeq lists its product as uncharacterized. The transcript is spliced from 2 exons. The coding region runs from base 1 to 693 and encodes 230 amino acids. The record is from RefSeq and is a predicted model, not a curated record. NCBI's taxonomy places the organism in Eukaryota, Fungi, Ascomycota, Sordariomycetes, Hypocreales, Nectriaceae.
AUGAUUGCCGAAGCAACCGUCAGUGUCAGUUUCCUUGAAACCUGUCUCUUUGAUCCCCCAUCUUCUUCCUUCAUCAAGAUCCAUCUUCGACUCAUUUACAUCAAUAAACAUACAGCAGUUACUUUACUCCAGAACUAUCAACAAAACCACCAGCCCUUCAAGCUCCCUCAAUGCCUCAAUAUGCCUGAGUACACCACCGAAUAUCUUCAGUAUUGGGGGGAUGAAUGGAUUGCUCGUUGGCCAGAGGGUCACUGGGCUUUGGAAAAUAUAGCAAGGUGCACAUUGCAAUACCUGAAAAUAUACACGAACUUCGAUGUCUGCUCCGGACUGUCGACAAGCCCUUCCUAUAGAUACAGGACUGAGCGUAUCUUUGGCGUCGAAUGGACACCACAUGAGGCUGAUGGCACUACCAAAUACGAAGUCUCAUGUGGCUUCAGCGAACUCGCCUGGCUGGAAAGCGAGUGGGCCAGGGAUCGUUUGGUAAAGUUCGAGGAGCCAUACUGGUCGAACGAGCUUAUUGCAGAGGGCCAGUUUAUGUGCGGCUGUAUCUCCGGCACUCUUUUCAAAAUGGUACUUUGGAUCGAUUGGGUUGAACGACGCUGGGACCGAAUUGUCCGUCAGGUCGAACGUCUGCUCACGGCCCACUCGGAACGUGAAGCAAUUAUUGAAGAAGAGCUGGAGAUAUCCUCUUGA